UUCUCUUUCCCGCGUCCCGCCCCGAGCAGGCCGCGCCGCACCGCCUCCGCCGCCUUAGUUGCCCCGCGCCCUGCCUGCGUGCUUUUCCUAAGGCCGCGCGGGGCUCCCGGGCGCCUUCCAGAGGCGAGGCCAGGACAAGGGGCACGCGCGAAUUGGGCCUUAAGCCCGGAUCCCACCAGCAAGGCAGAGCACUGCGUUUUCUCUUGCUCGCGGUGUUUUUUGUUUUCGUUUUUGCAUAGGCUGAAAUUCUGUGGGUUGGGUUAGGCACCUCCGUGAAAAGGACCCGUUAAUUUUUUUCUUUUCAAAAUGGCAGCCUCCAGUCGCGCACAAGUGUUAGAUCUUUACCGGGCGAUGCUGAGAGAGAGCAAGCAUUUCAGCGCCUACAACUACAGAACUUAUGCUGUCAGGCGGAUAAGAGAUGCCUUCAGAGAAAAUAAAAAUGUAGAGGAUCCUGUAGAAAUUCAAAUCCUAGUGAGUAAAGCCAAAAGAGACCUGGAAAUAAUUCGUCGACAGGUCCUCAUCAGCCAACUGUAUUCCACAGACAAGCUUAUCAUUGAGAAGCAGGAGGAGCCUCGUACCUAGGGAGCCUGGACCAGCCCGCCGGCAACCGUGGACCACCUUCAGCAUCCAUUCUGCCCGUGGGGUGGGACCAUGCACACCACGCGUGGCCUCACAUACCAGCUGAAAGCAGCCUCUUGCCCUGCCCGCCCUGUAGGAGCAGAUGACGGAGCAACCUUCCCAUUGUUUUGCAGACUUGGUGAAAAGGAUGGCUGUCUCUGCCUGGUUCACAUGUUAAAAGGCAGAGCUAGAGCUCCCGCCAACUAUUAUGCUUGUGUUAUUGUGCCUCCUCCCCAAUUCGCCCCUUUUGUAGUUCA
Messenger RNA from Trichechus manatus latirostris (Florida manatee), 875 nucleotides. It is a transcript of the gene LYRM4, whose product is annotated as LYR motif containing 4. Lineage: Eukaryota; Metazoa; Chordata; Mammalia; Sirenia; Trichechidae. The transcript is spliced from 3 exons. The coding region runs from base 307 to 582 and encodes 91 amino acids. The record is from RefSeq and is a predicted model, not a curated record. Gene Ontology annotation, biological process: iron-sulfur cluster assembly. Gene Ontology annotation, cellular component: mitochondrion; L-cysteine desulfurase complex.